Aspergillus thermomutatus is the source of this 750-nucleotide messenger RNA. Its product is annotated as methionyl-tRNA formyltransferase. The record is from RefSeq and is a predicted model, not a curated record. Gene Ontology annotation, biological process: conversion of methionyl-tRNA to N-formyl-methionyl-tRNA; biosynthetic process. Lineage: Eukaryota; Fungi; Ascomycota; Eurotiomycetes; Eurotiales; Aspergillaceae. Gene Ontology annotation, molecular function: methionyl-tRNA formyltransferase activity. The transcript has a single exon. Bases 1 to 750 code for a protein of 249 amino acids. Gene Ontology annotation, cellular component: mitochondrion.
AUGUCUAGUUUCCGUGGUCCGGCCCCCCUACACCAUACUCUUCUAGCAGGGAGAACUAAAACCGGCGUUACGCUUCAAACCCUACAUCUCAAGCAUUUCGAUCACGGCGUCAUCCUUCAGCAGACCCCAGCCCCCGGUUUUGAGAUACCGAAUCCUGACGCAUGCACCGUUCCGGAGCUUUUGAACAUCGUUGCCCCAAAGGGAGCGGAGAUCCUCUUGGACGGCAUUCGUAAAGGAUUGUUUGUCCCACCGACAGAAGACGCAGGCUGGCGUGCAUCGCAGAGCGAUGAGCCAUUAAUUCAUGCGGCGAAGAUCAAGCCAGAGGAUCGACACAUCGACUGGGUCAAUUGGUCAUGGGAAGACAUCAACAGGCGGAAACGCGUGCUCGGUCCGCUCUGGAGCAAAACCCUCGCAGUUGGCGAUCCUGCUUCCGGGAAUCCUUCGCUCCAACAACGCAGAGUAAUUCUUAGCGAGAUGGAGGAAGUAGAUACGCUGAAGGGCUGCGAGGCAUUCUCUCUUGUUCCUGGUUUGCCAUUUGUGGACAGCGCCCAUCCGAUUGAUCGCCAACAAGCGAAGGGGCUGUACGUGUUCACAAGAGAUGGCAAACUGAUUCGGAUUCAUCAAAUGAAGGUCGAAGGAGAACAGAAUGCAGAUGGCGUUCGCGCCGCGCUCAAAGCUCGGAUGCUUAGCGAUCGAACCUUUAACUCUGGCGCUGCCGACUUCACUCCGUUCCACAAUCCUUUGCAAUGA